GGAUUGCUUGAUUUGUAGGCCGAGUGAGUUCUAACACAAAACAAAUAGGGGAGAUCCUUGUCAAUGGUCGGAAACAAGCCCUAGCAUAUGGAACAUCGGCUCAUAUGCCUUUUGGAACCUAGGCCCAUGUGACCCAAGAUGAUACACUCAUGACCACCCUCACGGUAUGGCAAGCGGUGUACUCUUCAGCCCAGCUCCAGUUGCCCAGCACCAUGUCGAGCUCCCAAAAGAGAGAGAGGGCUGAGACAACCAUCAGAGAGAUGGGUUUACAAGAUGCGAUGCAUACAAGGAUAGGGGGUUGGGGCGUUAAGGGACUAACUGGUGGCCAAAAGAGAAGGGUGAGUGUUUGUAUUGAGAUCCUCACGAGACCUAGCCUUCUCCUUCUUGAUGAGCCCACUAGUGGGCUCGACAGUGCAGCAUCUUACCAUAUCAUGACUCGAAUUGCACGUUUGGCUUCGCAUGAUGGUCGAACCGUGGUGGCAUCGAUACACCAGCCUGGUGCUGAGGUGUUCGCCCUCUUCAGCACACUAUGCCUCCUCUCCACUGGGAAAACUAUGUAUUUUUGCCCGGCCACUGCAGCCAGUGAGUUUUUUACACUGAGUGGGUUCCCUUGCCCUUCACUGAGAAACCCAUCAGAUCACUUCCUCUGCACCAUCAACUCUGACUUUGAUAAGGAUAUUGAACAAGGUCCCGAGGCCAAGGCCAUAAAAGCUUAUGCGGCCAUUGAUAUCUUAGUCAAGUCUUACAAGUCAUCCACCAUGGCCAAACAAGUCCUU
Messenger RNA from Amborella trichopoda, 776 nucleotides. NCBI's taxonomy places the organism in Eukaryota, Viridiplantae, Streptophyta, Magnoliopsida, Amborellales, Amborellaceae. The record is from RefSeq and is a predicted model, not a curated record.